AUGGAGUACGGCAGCCCGGACGUGGGCGACAACUGCGACUCGACCUCGUACUACGAGGACUUUGAGGGCCGGCCGAUCCGCGAAGGCGGCGUGCUCAACAUCUACUCGUGCGAGAACAUUGGCCUCAUCAUGAACUACGUGUGCACGGGCUGGGUCGAGGCCAUUCUGCCGGCGACCAUCUACCCGUUCCUGACCAACUACCUCAACAUGGACGGCUACCAGACACAGGCCGCCUAUGUGCUCAUCACACUGCCCUACAUCCUCAAGACGGUCUUUGCGCUUCUCUCCGACUGCCUCCCGAUCAUGGGCCGCCGGCGAAAGCCGUAUAUGGUCAUUGGCUGGAUCAUCUCGUUCACGCUCAUUGUGGUUGCGAUCUUUGACACGCAGGGCUCGCCGUACUGGGCGUACGGCGACGACAACCUCUUGGACGACCCGGAACUGUUGCGCACGAUCAUCAACGCGAACGCGCCGAACGAAGGCUUUCGCUACGUGAUGUACAUGAUGUUUGCGUCCUUUGGCUUUGUCAUGGCCGAGACCGCGGGCGACGCCGUCAUGAUUGAGUUUGCGCAGCGCGAGCCCGCCAACAUCCGUGGCACGACGCAGACCAUGGUGACGCUCGCCAAGUUUCUCAGCGGCGGCGUUGGCGCCGUCAUUGUCGCCAUUUGCUUCAACGGCACCGAGUACGGCGGCACGUUCGGCUGGUCGCUCACGUACAACCAAGUCAUGAUCCUCGCCGCCAUCGGGCCCGUCGUCGGCUUUAUCUCGUCGUUCUUCAUUCCGGAUCAAAUCAUCCUCGGCGACUCGUUCCAGGACCGGUUCCGGGACCUCUGGAGCGCGGGCAAGAAGCGGGCAGUGUGGCAGCUCAUGGCGUUCAACUUUUUCAACGCCUUCUUCUUCGACGCGGUCGCGGCGCCGUCCGAUAUCAUCAAGCGGUCGUGGGCCCAAGUCGAGCCGUUCGUCGACGGAGUCUUCUCCAACGUCCUCGCCGUCUUUCUCUUCUCGCUCGCGAUGCAUUUCACGCGGCAAUGCUUUCUCCACACCAACUGGCGCAUGAUCAUCCUUGUGACGACCAUCGUCACGGUCGUCAUCCAGUGGACGGUCGACUUUCUCUGUGUCUUUGACGUCAUUCGGUCCCAGUACUUUUACAUGGGCGUGCCGCUGACGUACCAGAUCCCCGUGGCCAUCCGCGGCAUCGUCGUGAGCUUUGCGACUGUCGAGAUUGCCGACGAGCGCUUCGAAGCCUCAACGUAUGCGCUCAUUUCGACCAUGCACGCGGUGGCCGGCCCGAUUUCGACGUCGAUCUUCAAGCAGAUCGACGCGCAGUUUCGAGCGUACAAGACCGACAUUGCGACUGAUACGCCGGCCGUGCGCUGGGAGGUCGCCUACUGCCUUCUCUUUUGCUACGGGUCGCGCCUCUUCUCGAACGUGACGCUCUUUCUGCUGCCGCGGCAGAAGAAGGAGGCGCAGGAGCUGCGGCUCCUUGGCGACACCAACCCGCACCUCUCGAUCUUCAUGCUCGUCCUCGGCGGGUUUGCGCUCGUGUGGGGCGUCGCUACCAACAUCAUGUCGAUCGACCCCAACACGGCGUGCAUGCCGCUCGCCGGUGGCCCCGGGUGCUGA
Messenger RNA from Saprolegnia parasitica CBS 223.65, 1620 nucleotides. RefSeq lists its product as hypothetical. Lineage: Eukaryota; Oomycota; Saprolegniomycetes; Saprolegniales; Saprolegniaceae. The transcript is spliced from 4 exons. The coding region runs from base 1 to 1620 and encodes 539 amino acids. The record is from RefSeq and is a predicted model, not a curated record.